AUGGGUUUCGCAGUGUUUGUGUUGUUUACGUUGAUAUUUGGAGGAAUAGGAGGAGUGGCGCCCAUAUUCCUGCCGGAGUCGCCCCAACGACCGCUCAUUAAGCUGAUGCUUAUGGUGGGAACCGUUUGCUGUUACGCCAUGUGGUUGACCACGUAUUUGGCGCAAUUGAAUCCGCUGUUCGGCCCGCAGGUCAACAACCAAACCAUGGCUCUCAUGAGGAAAGUGUGGUCUUAG
This is a messenger RNA of Medioppia subpectinata, 234 nucleotides long. The record is from the annotation of a GenBank genome assembly. NCBI's taxonomy places the organism in Eukaryota, Metazoa, Arthropoda, Arachnida, Sarcoptiformes, Oppiidae.